Molecule: messenger RNA, 1041 nt
Organism: Epinephelus fuscoguttatus (brown-marbled grouper)
Lineage: Eukaryota; Metazoa; Chordata; Actinopteri; Perciformes; Serranidae
Product: histone H1-like
Exons: 2
Coding region: 210-965 (251 amino acids)
Biological process (GO): nucleosome assembly
Cellular component (GO): nucleosome
Molecular function (GO): structural constituent of chromatin; DNA binding
Source: RefSeq, a predicted model, not a curated record
UGUCAGCCUUCAGCACUUGUCCCACAUUUAGUUUUUCACCUUUUGUCAGUCAAGAGAAAACACAAGUGCUCCAGCUUUCACACUGCACAGAGGAGCCACGGGCUGGGUUGAGUCUCCACGGUUCUCACGGUGUGUUUAAGGACAGCCUCCUGCUCGGAGCUUUCAACAGUCCAGUCAGACACUCUCGUGUGUUACUAGGCAAGAACAACAUGGCAGAGACAGCUCCAGCUCCAGCUCCGGCCGCCGCGCCGGCCAAAGCCGCCAAGAAGAAGGCGCCGAGACCGAAGAAGACCGGUCCCAGCGUCGGCGAGCUCAUCCUGAAAACUGUGGCCGCAUCCAAGGAGCGGAGCGGCGUGUCUGCGGCCGCCCUCAAAAAGGCUCUGGCUGCCGGAGGCUACGAUGUGGACAAGAACAAGUCCCGCGUCAAGACGGCCAUCAAGGCCCUGGUGGCUAAGGGCUCUCUGGUCCAGACCAAAGGGACCGGGGCCUCCGGCUCUUUCAAGAUGAGCAAGAAGGCUGCCGAACCUAAGAAGGUCAAGAAGCCGGCCAAGAAAGCCGCUCCUAAAGCCAAGAAGCCCGCAGCGGCCAAAAAGCCCAAGACAGCGGCAGCCAAGAAGCCAGCAGCCGCUAAGAAGUCUCCCAAGAAGGCCAAGAAACCCGCAGCGGCCAAGAGCCCCAAGAAGGCUGCAAAGAGCCCGAAAAAGACCACCAAGAGCCCCAAGAAGGUGGCCAAAAAGGCCCCUGCAGCCAAGAAAGCCCCCGCAAAGAAGGCAGCCAAGCCCAAAGCCAAGAAACCCGCAGCGGCCAAGAAAGCAGCCAAGAGCCCCAAGAAGGCUGCAAAGAGCCCGAAAAAGACCACCAAGAGCCCCAAGAAGGUGGCCAAAAAGGCCCCUGCAGCCAAGAAAGCCCCCGCAAAGAAGGCAGCCAAGCCCAAAGUCAAGAAAGCAGCAGCCAAGAAGAAGUGAGCUGUCAUCAGUCUCAUCAACAAACUACUCACUAAAAGGCUCUUUUAAGAGCCACCCACAUCAUCCUUAAAGAGCA